Astyanax mexicanus (Mexican tetra) is the source of this 2928-nucleotide messenger RNA. RefSeq names its product SRY-box transcription factor 2 (gene sox2). The record is from RefSeq and is a predicted model, not a curated record. NCBI's taxonomy places the organism in Eukaryota, Metazoa, Chordata, Actinopteri, Characiformes, Acestrorhamphidae. Gene Ontology annotation, biological process: cell differentiation; anatomical structure morphogenesis; regulation of DNA-templated transcription. Bases 393 to 1379 code for a protein of 328 amino acids. The transcript is spliced from 5 exons. Gene Ontology annotation, molecular function: DNA-binding transcription factor activity, RNA polymerase II-specific; RNA polymerase II cis-regulatory region sequence-specific DNA binding.
AUUGGCUGACAGUCCUUCCACGUGAACGGUUGUCUAUUAACUUGUACCAAAAGUAUCUGGAGUUGUCAAGGCUCCGGCGUGGAAAAGGGGGCAAAAAAAAGCUCAAUUUUGUUGAUUCUUUUGAAGACUUGAGAAGUUUGUGGGCAAAACAGGAGUGAGGGGGAAAUAGACGAAGUGGAGAACUGCAGAAAAACUUACCCCAGCACGGGCUGAAGGGGGGCUGCCGCAGAGAGCGCUUGGACUUGGUUUGUUUUUAUUUUUGUUUAGUUUUUUUUUUAUUUUUAUUUUUAUUUAUUUUUGUAUUUUUUCACUUGCCAGAAGUUCUACUACUUCUUCUGCUGGUGCUUUUUGUUCUUGGUCGAGUGGAGAAGGUUUUUGACAACGAUUUCUAGAUGUAUAGCAUGAUGGAAACCGAGCUGAAGCCCCCGGCCCCUCAGCCGAGCACUGGGGGCACGGGGAAUAGCAACAACCCUGGGGGCAACAAUCAGAAAAGCAGCCCAGAGAGGGUCAAGAGACCCAUGAACGCCUUCAUGGUGUGGUCCAGGGGCCAGCGCAGGAAGAUGGCCCAAGAGAACCCCAAGAUGCACAACUCGGAGAUAAGCAAGAGGCUGGGGGCCGAGUGGAAGCUGCUGUCCGAGUCCGAAAAGAGACCCUUCAUCGACGAGGCCAAGAGGCUCCGCGCACUGCACAUGAAGGAACACCCGGAUUACAAGUACAGACCGCGGAGGAAAACCAAGACGUUGAUGAAGAAGGACAAGUACGCGCUUCCUGGUGGACUCCUCGCACCGGGUGGCGGCGGGGUGGGCGUCGGUGUUGGGGUCGGCGUUGGAGUUGGCUCCGGCGUUGGGGCCGGCAUGAACCAGAGAAUGGACGGCUACGCGCACAUGAACGGCUGGAGCAACGGCGGCUACGGCAUGAUGCAGGACCAGCUCGGGUACGCGCAGCACGCCGGCCUCAACGCGCCCAUGCAGACCUCGGCCACGGCACCAGUGCACCGGUACGACAUGAGCGCGCUGCAGUACGGCUCCAUGACCACCGCGCAGACGUACAUGAACGGCUCGCCCACGUACAGCAGCAUGGCGUACUCCCAGCAGCAGAGCGGACCCCCCAUGACACUGCACGGCUCCAUGAGCUCCGGGGUGAAGUCCGAGUCCAGCGCGAGCCCACCGGCCGUAGUCACAUCUAGCUCGCACUCGCGCUCCGCCGCUGCCCAGCCGUGCCAGACGGGUGAUCUGAGGGACAUGAUCAGCAUGUACCUGCCCGGUGCGGACGUGCAGGAUCAAACGGGCCAAAGCAGACUGCACCUGUCCCAGCACUACCAGGGCGCACCUGUGCACGGGACGACCAUCAACGGCACGCUGCCCUUAACGCACAUGUAGAUGGACACUUGGACCCGUUUUACACAAACGCGAAAACACUGGGACUGGACUACUACUGUUAUUAUUAUUAUUAUUAUUAUUAUAAUUAUUAUUAUUAUUUUUGUACAGAACUUUUCUUUUUGGUGAGGGAAAACUUGUACAGGACUCGAGGAAAGAACACAAACAUUUUUUCUUUGCUUUCGUUUGAAAGAAAGCAAGUCAUGCGCUAGAAGAAACGGUAGGAACCGUACAAAAAUUAUUUUAUUUUUUAAGUGUGUUUUCUUUUUUCUUUUUUGAAACAUACAAAAGGGAGGAGGGUGGGGAGAAUCAAUCAAAUGAUGUUUUAUUAUUGCAAUCAACGUUUUGUACAGUAUUUAUCAAAAACAUAUAACAAUCAGUUGUAAUGUUUGUAAACUACAAAAAGUGAUUUUUUUUUAUAAAAUCUAAAUCAUGCAGAACUCACAAUGCUUAAUGCUCCAGUCUCUGCAAACCGCUGGAAAAAAAUAUAAAGCAGGAAAUGUUUCUCCUUGAGGGUGAAAGACAGUACAACAUUUUUUAAUUUAGUUCUAAAAGAAAAAAAGAUGAAAUACAAAAACACUCGCACGUAAAUUUAUAUAUUAUUUUGUUUUGUUUUGUUUAGUCCCCAACCCUCCAUCUGUUAGAGAUAUGAAGUUUGUGUUCUUUAUUUUCUCAUGGCUUGUAAAUUUUCUGUAUAUUUACUGUGAUAUUUUAAGUUUUUAUUUUAAAAAAAAUUUAACUCUUUUUUUCCGUAGUUGUAUUUUUAAAAAUGUGGCCUGUACGCAGAUGCCAACACUCCAUGUAUAUAUAUAUAUAUUUGAACUAAUAGCACCAUAACAGUUACAAUUUCAGUAAGAGAGUUUUUUUUCAAUAUGCAGUUUGAAAUGAAUAAAUUUUUGAAAUUUGGAUAUUUGAAAUUGUUUUGGGUUUUGAUUUUAUUUCUUCCUUUUGUAGGUUUGUUGUUGGUUUCAUUUGCUUACCUCCCACUCAGGACACAAAUGAUUUAAUAUGCUUUAAUAGUCAGUGAUGCACAAAACAAAAAACGAAAACUGCAUGACCAUCUUCUCGGUUUAAAAAAUAUGCGGCUCAUUUGACUGACUGUGGCUCAUCGGCUCUUCGGAGGUUUUAUUCUCCUGUAAAUCUGCAUUUUAAUGGGGCUGGCUGAUAAACCUACCAAAAAGGCUGAAAACCCACCAUGAGCAGAAUUAGCGCUGAGAAGCGGUUGGGAAGCUGGAGCUGUUGGAUGGUUCAGCAGCAGCAACAGGUGCAUGGGAGGAUGUGGAAAACUGGCAUUGAAAACACGCACAAGCAAUGAUCCAGCAGUCCUGGAGAAGUAAAAAGGUGAUGAAGACUAUGCACACCCACAGCCAUGGUCUUGCCUUACCCACAGUGCACCUCUCUGCUCCGGGCACAAGAUGAAUCCUCCACUACUCAUGACCAGGAGUGCAGGUCAUCAGAAAUUAGCCACCUGACAUCAGUUUAUUUGUCUGUUUUUAUUUUUAUGUAUAUUUUGUAUGAAUAUGUGAAACAUAAUAAAAAUGUAUUAAAAUAA